AUGGACAGCGAGGAAGAAGAAGGAGCCCAGUGCAGGACGGAAGAUGUGUUGAGGAAGAAUGGCACCAAGUACUACAAACCAUACUCUGCUGUCUCUGAUGGCUCAGAAAUGGAACCUGACGAGAGUGAGGAUGAAUUACCUGUGGUGGCAGGUGACCUCAGUGUGUGGGCUAUCUCUCCGUCUCCAGGUGACCUCAGUGUGUGGGCUAUCUCUCCAGAAGAGAGGAACAAACAUGACAAACAGUUUGACACCCUCUCUCCCACCAUGGGCUACAUCUCAGGGGAGCAGGCCAGGAAGUUCUUCUUGCAGUCGGGUCUUCCCUCCUCGGUUCUUGCAGAGAUAUGGGCGCUGGCUGACAUGAGUAAGGACGGGAAGAUGGACAGGUUGGAGUUCUCCAUCUCUAUGAAACUCAUUAAGCUCAAACUGCAGGGCACGCCCCUUCUCUCAACUUUACCAAUCAUCAUGAAGCAGCCGCCAGUGCCCGCCCCUAGCCCCUCCUCUACAGACGCCAUGUCCGCCUCGCGCUACGGAAUGGGUUCCGUGCCAAACCUUUCUAUGAUGCCCGGAGGCAUCGCCAUGCUCACCCCCAUGACCCCUAACCUCUCACCCAUGACACCUAUGAGCGGCCUCACCCCCAUGAUCCCAACAGCUACAGGCAUGGCCCCCAUGGUUUCCAUGCCAACGAUGCCCAUGCCCUUGCUGCCGUCCCUUGGCAGCCCCGCUUUGCCCAACGGCACUAUGGGUAUUCUACAGCAACUCCCACCAGGACACAUGGGGACAGGCAUGCCUCCCUCUGCACCCUACACAUCCUCUCCUCUGGGUCUCUCUCCUGGGAUCAACAAAGCUACAUCGCUGUUGGACCUGGGCUCAAGCAGCUCCAACUCGUCCUCCACCACCUCCCUGGCAGGUAGUUCCCCGAAGACCGCUCCCUCUGACUGGGCCGUGCCUCAUGCCUCGCGCCUCAAAUACAGGCAGCAGUUUAACAGCCUGAACAAGCACAUGACGGGAUACCUCACAGGUCCGCAAGUGAGGAAUGCCAUGGCAACCACUCUGCUCACUCAUACACAGCUGGCCACCAUCUGGAACCUGGCUGAUAUAGAUAAGGAUGGGACGCUAAGAGGAGAGGAGUUUAUUCUGGCCAUGCAUCUAGUGGACUUGGCCAAGACCGGACGACCCUUACCCCUCACACUACCAACAGAACUAAUACCACCAUCAGAGAGGGGAUCUGUGAAUGGGACCAGCUUGUCUCUCUAUGCUGGCAUCACUGAAGAACUGGAGGCUGAGCCACCACAGAAAACCAAAAACAACUUGUCGUUUGAGGAUAAGUUCAAAGCCAACCUGGAGCGAGGGAACGCAGAGCUGGAGAAAAGAAGACAGGCUCUGCAGGAUGCACAGAGGAGAGAGGAUGAGAAACGGCAGCAGAAGGAGAGCGAGGAGCGAGAGAGGGAGGUCAGGGAGCAAGAGGAGAGGAGGAGGAAGGAGGAAGAGAGGAGGAUGGAGCUGGAGAGACAGAAAGAGGAGGAGAGGCUGAAGGAGAUGGAGAGAAGAGAGGCGGCGCAGCGUGAGCUGGAGCGCCAGAGGAAGGAGGAGCUGGAGAGAAGGAGGAGAGGAGAGCUGCGGCGCCAAAAGAGUCAGGAACAGGAAGACGUCAGCAAACUGAAGGCCAGGAAGAGAAGUCUGGAGACGGAGUUGGAGGCUGUGGGUAACAAACACAAACAGAUCUCUGAGCGGCUGCGGGAUGCUCAGAGUAAAAGGAAGGUGCAACGCAGCGAGCUGGAUCUGACCAACCAGAAACGAGACACAGCCAGACAGGACAUCAGCUCCCUGCAGAGACAACUAGAGGAGAACCAGAGGAAGCUGUCCCAGCUGACUCCAGAACAGCAGAGGCUCAGUGACAAACUGAGGGACAUGGCCCUCAACAACCUGCCAGUCUCCACCAUAUCCACUCUCAAGCGCAGCACCAGCGAGAAGGACGGAGCCUGUCGUAAACUGAAGCAACAGCUGGAUGCUCUGGAGAAAGAGACGGCUGCUAAACUGGCUGACAUGGAUCAUUACCAGAAGGACAUACAGGAACUGAGAGAGAGCCAGCGGAAGCAGCAGUCGGCUCUGGAUAAACUACGGAGCAUCAAAGAGGACAAAGGGAGAGAACUGGAGAGACAGAGAGAGGAGGAGGAGGAGAGGAGAGAGGAGGAGGAGGCCAAAAGGGAACAGCGUAUUAAACUGCAGAAGGAGCGUCAGUGGCAGAAGCUGCAGAGAGAGGAGGAGGAGAGACAGAGGAGGCUGCAGGAAGAGAGAGAGGCCAAACUGAGAGGAGAGGAGAAGGAGACACAAGCCCGCAUCUUAGCUGCUAAAGAAAAGGUAGAACGAGAAAGCAGAGCGGAGGAGAGGAGAAGACAGGAGGAAGAGGGCAGGAAGAGGAGGGAGGAGGAGAGGAGAAGACAGGAGGAAAAGGAGAGGAAGAGGUUAGAGGAGGAGAGGGAGGAAGAGAAGAGAAGGCAGGAAGAGGUGGAGAGCAAGAGGUGUAAGGAGGACAAGAAGAGAUUGGAGGAGGAGAGGAAGAGGAAGGAUGAGAGAGGAGGAGGCAGCAGGAGAAGAAGAGAGGAUAGAGAGCAAGAGGAGAGGAAGAGGAGGGAGGAGGAGAUGAAAAGGAGGGAGGAGGAGGAGAGGAGAGAGGAGGAGGAGGAGAGGAGAAGACAGGAGGAAGAGGGCAGGAAGAGGAGGGAGGAGGAGAGGAGAAGACAGGAGGAAAAGGAGAGGAAGAGGUUAGAGGAGGAGAGGGAGGAAGAGAAGAGAAGGCAGGAAGAGGUGGAGAGCAAGAGGUGUAAGGAGGACAAGAAGAGAUUGGAGGAGGAGAGGAAGAGGAAGGAUGAGGAGAGGAGGAGGCAGCAGGAGGAAGAAGAGAGGAUGCUGGAGGAAGAAGCGAAGAGGAGAGAGGAGGAGGCGGCGUUGCGGCAGCGUGCAGGGAAGACAGACAUCCACAACAAACUGUCAGCCCUUCUUGGAGGACUAGAGGAGAGGAAAGGUGGUCUGCAACCCCAGGCCACAGAGCACAAGAAGUCUGCGACGCUCACUUCCUUCCGGGCGCUCUACCCUUUCACCGCUCGCAACCUGGAAGAACUCAGCUUUGAAGCCGAUGAGGUCAUCGAGGUGGAUGAGAGUACGGAGCGAGAGCAGGGUUGGCUGUACGGGAGUAGUCAGGGGAAGAUGGGCUGGUUCCCAGAGAGUUAUGUAGAGAGACAGUUAAAAUCAGAGAGACCUGCUACUGUUACUACGACUACCACUGCUGGUGCUACUACUGCUGUUUAUGCUGCUAAACAGGCCCUCAGACCACAGCUCUCCACCCCCAUCAACACUGGGAAACCCGGGGGAGAUGCUUCCAUGUCAAGAGGACAGAACUCCGCCUUCACACCUACACACGCCCCUCACCCCACCCCCUCGGAGCAGGUGGUGGGCAGCCUGCAGGCCCAGGCUCUGUGUUCGUGGACAGCUAAGACAGAGAGCCAUCUGAACUUCAGUAAGGAGGAUGUGAUCCGGGUGCUGGAGCAGCAGGACAGCUGGUGGCUGGGGGAGGUCAACGGGGUUCAGGGCUGGUUCCCCAAAACAUACGUCACACUUCUGGGAGAUAAUGACAAGACCACUGCCCUGACAUAUUCUCCCCCAGAUGAAGUGGAGGCCUCAGAUGCUGCUCAACAGGAAGAGUACAUGGCGCUGUACACCUAUGAGAGCCCAGAGCCUGGCGACCUGACGUUUAGAGAGGGGGAUGUGAUCCUGGUGACCCAGAGAGAGGGAGAGUGGUGGAGCGGAGGCAUUGGAGACCGCACUGGAGUGUUCCCUUCCAACUACGUCAAACCCAAAGAGACCGGCACAUCCAGCAGCUCCGGGAAGCCAGGACAGCCUGGGAAAAAGCCAGAGAUAGCCCAGGUGAGCACUGCCUACACGGCCACAGGAACAGAGCAGCUCAGCCUGGCUCCAGGACAGCUCAUCCUCAUCCUCAGCAAGAAUUCCUCCGGCUGGUUGCUCGGAGAACUGCAGGCGCGAGGAAAGAAGCGUCAGAAGGGUUGGUUUCCUGCCUGUCAUGUCAAAAUGCUGGGAUCUAACAGCAGCAAGUCCACACCAGCACCUCUACCAGUGUGUCAGGUCAUUGCCAUGUACGACUACAAAGCAGCCAACGAGGAAGAGAUGAGCUUCUCCAAAGGUCAGAUGAUCAGUGUGUUCGACAAGAACGACCCCGAUUGGUGGAAAGGAGAGGUCAAUGGGAUCACCGGUCUGUUCCCAACCAAUUACGUCAAGAUGACCACCGCCGACUCCGAUCCCAGCCAGCAAUGGUGUGCUGACCUAAACAGUCUGGAGUCUAUGAGUCCCCAGGAGAGGAAGAGACAGGGUUACAUCCACGAGCUCCUCCAGACAGAGGAGAGAUAUGUAGAGGACUUACAGAUAGUCAUGGAGGUGUUCCAUAAGCCCAUGUCUGAGUCUGGCCGUCUGACGGAAGCAGAGAUGGUCAUGAUCUUUGUCAACUGGGAGGAGCUCAUCGCCUGCAACACCAAACUGCUCAAGGCCCUGCAGUUGCGUAAGAAGACGGGAGGUGACAAGAUGCCUGUCCAGGUGAUCGGGGACGUCUUGGCGUCCGAGCUGGCUCACCUCCAGCCUUACAUCCAGUUCUGCUCCUGUCAACUCAAUGGAGCUGCUCUGCUACAGAGCAGGACUGACAACCAACAGGACUUUAAGGUCUUCCUCAAGAAAAUCGCCACAGACUACCGCUGUAAAGGCAUGCCCUUAUCCAGCUUCCUGCUGAAGCCCAUGCAGAGGAUCACACGCUACCCUCUACACAUCAAGAACAUCCUGGAGAGUACCCAGGAGGAGCAUGCAGACUGCGGGCCCCUGAGAGAGGCCCUGGAGCGGGCUGAGGAGCUGUGUACUCAGGUCAACGAGGGGGUCAGGGAGAAGGAGAACUGUGACAGGCUCGAGUGGAUACAGUCACACGUACAGUGUGAGGGAGUCACAGAGAACUUGGUGUUUAACUCUCUGACUAACUGCCUGGGGCCUCGUAAGCUGCUCCACAGUGGGAAGGUGUAUAAGGUGAAGAGCAAUAAGGAGCUGUGGGCUUUCCUUUUUAACGACUUCCUGUUGCUCACCCACGCUGCCAGACAGUUCAGCUCCUCAGGACCAGACAAACUCUUCACCAGCAAGAACAGCACACAGCUUAAGAUGUACAAGCCGCCGGUGUUCCUCAACGAGAUUCUAGUGAAGCUGCCUGACUCCUCCAGUGAAGAGCCCUUCUUCCACAUCUCCAACAUAGACAGAGUCUACAGCCUCAAAACAGAGAACAUCAAUGAGAGGACGGCCUGGGUCCAGAAGAUCAAGGCUGCGUGUGAGGACUUCUUCCAGAUGGACAAGAAGAAGAGAGCAAAGGCCUACCAAGCUCGUUCUCUGAAAGCCAGUGGAAUCGGCCGUCUGUUAGUCACCGUCCUGGAGGCCACUGAACUGAAGUCCUGCAAACCCAACGGUAAGAGUAACCCUUACUGUGAGGUGACCAUGGGAACUCAGAACUAUACCUCCAAGACUCUGAGUGACACAGUCAACCCCAAGUGGAACUUUAACUGUCAGUUCAACAUCAGAGACCUGUACCAGGAAGUGCUCUGUAUCACCAUCUUCCAGAGGGACCAGUUCUCCCCUGACGACAUCCUGGGUCGUACGGAGGUUCCCGUGGCAACCAUAAAGGAGUUGGAGAACAAGGGGCUGGUGAUGCGCCGCUUGCUGCUCCACGAGGUCCCAACUGGAGAGGUGUGUGUCCGCCUCGACCUGCAGCUCUUCCAAAACAGUGAAUCCAAAUAAGGACAUCCUGGCCAACACUGGAAGCCCAAAUAAGGACAUCUUGACCUGCAGCCACAUGGGGAGGGGAGGGACUUGUUAUAAAUUGUAUCUAAUUGCUGGUCUAGGGUCAGAAACUUAUUAAUCCUGUUAAUGAUUAAGGUUGGGAUCUGGGGUUGGGCCAGGGCUAACUUUUACCUGGAGCUGCAAUGGGAAACACUGAUGAGGUGAUGGGAACCCUCCCUCCUCGUCUGAGGUCAGACCGUCCUUAGCAAUGAUCUGAGGACAGCUUAGUCUUUUAGGACAGUUUACCCUGACUGGUGGUGAGCAGGGUUGGGUUAGUGUAAAGCUGAUCCUAGAUCUGCGUUUAGGAGCAGCUUCUAACAGUAGUUGUUCUACUUGUACCAGCACUAACACUGAUGGCCUGCCUAUGCUCUCCUCUGCUACACACCGGCUCUCAUUCUGCCAAGUUUUUCUUUUGUGAACUCAACCCAGGCCAAUGUUGGAUGAAACUAUUUAUUUAGUGAAGGAUCGUCUUAACUCUAUAUUUGUUCAAGCUAAGAUGUUGUUUGGGAAGGUAAAAUACCAGGUCAAAUGGGGAGAGACGUUAGGAAAGUGUGGUGUUUCCUGCCAUGGAUGGGUCCUCACGUCCAGCGAUAAACUCAGGACUUCCCUGCUGGGCGUUUAUAUUACUGCAUCAUAACCAGCUGCUUUUCUUUUAUCUCAAUCUGUUUUCUCUUUUAACUGCCGGAACAUCUGCAGAGGAUCUUUAGGAUACUGUGGUGGCAUAGAUCUCCUGAUUAACGCUAGUUUUAAAACCAACUCUCUUUCUUUGCAGUAUAAAUGUUCUGUCGACCUUUUAAGGAGAUCUUGUUCUUUAGUGGUGGUGUUGUUGCCUCAGAAAUACUGUAAAAGGAAAAAGCAUCUUUAGUUGAUUCCACUCCUGGGCCCAUAUUCAUAAAGAGGUUCAGAGUAGGAGUGCCGCAACAAGUGCAUUAGAUCAUAGUGAAUAAGAUGAUAUGGACAGAGGGGACCUGAUCCUAGAUCCUAGCCUGGUCCCAGAUCUGUUUGGGCUUUUGCCUACUCCGAUGUCAUUGUCAAGUCAGACUUCAUGUUCUGCAUGACGAUUCCAUAAGGAGUUGGCCAGAGAGCAGUAACAGACGAGGUUGAACUGAGGUAUUCGUUGAGGUUGAACUGUAAGUCCUGUGGUGUCAAUAACUCUAUGUAUUGAUUUACUGUGCUAACAAGAGUGCAUCCUACAUUACUGCCUGAUAUGCAGUGUGUUCACAAUGGGCACAGCACUCACUGAUUCUGGCUUCUAUCAGGAUAAUAA
Molecule: messenger RNA, 7141 nt
Organism: Salvelinus namaycush (lake trout)
Lineage: Eukaryota; Metazoa; Chordata; Actinopteri; Salmoniformes; Salmonidae
Product: intersectin-2-like
Biological process (GO): intracellular signal transduction; positive regulation of Rho protein signal transduction
Molecular function (GO): protein binding; calcium ion binding; guanyl-nucleotide exchange factor activity
Source: RefSeq, a predicted model, not a curated record